CCUUGGUCGGGAUGGGUCAGUAGACGCUUGGCUGUAGAUAGUCAUGCUGUUGAAAAUUCCAUCCAAAAGAUAUCAGCUGAGUCAGACUUUUUUUCUCUCAAAAACCUGUAUUUCGCUGCCUCUGCGCUACAGCUACAGUAUUACUCCAGUCCAGCAGAUGGCAGUAAUACAAUUUAAAUAGUUUUAAAUAUUUUGGAAAUCUUACGUCAUAUCCGGUAUGUCUACAGUAAACAGAUGCUGGAAGAACGGAGGAUGCUUAAAGUCAAAAAGAUUUACAGCAGUUGCAAGGCUCAUGCCGAAGAUUUAUUGAACACCCUGUCCGAAUCGGUGUUUCAAGUAUUAACAGAUUAACAGUGGUUGAUUGUGCCGUUGCCGUAGCAUGCCUCAGUUUAGAAUGACAUGAUUGUCACUUGGAUAGCUAACUAAGUAGCCUAAUUCUGCCCCUAUGUUUUGAGACCACUUUAUCGAGUUGUGUGGGUUGUUGCACAUGUUAUAGAUGCAAAGCAUUUACAUUAGGACCUAUGCACAAAUAUGGACCCCUUGAAUAGUCUGUCAAAUUUUGAAUCAGAGAUGGAGCCCGAUAGUCAGAGCAGUUAUUCAUUGUUCCCUGCCCUAGACAGCAUGACUGGUCUUGUAGGAACUUCGGACACGCUCGAGACGGAACAAAGCAGUGAUGUUGUUGACAAACCCAACCUUACCUGGCUGGAUGCUGCACAGAUAGUACUUGAAGAGGCUGGACGUCCGAUGCACAUAAAGGAAAUAAAGCAGAGAAUCAUCGACCGGGGACUGGUGCAGUCCAAUGCGAAGUCCAGCUUGGAAGCAGUAAUGUAUCGUGAGACUCAGAAGGGCAGCAGACGCUUCAAGAGGAUAGAAAGCAGGAAUGGAGUCUUUGCCUUGUUGACUGAUGAAGAGCGUCAGCAAGCUCUGCAGACAGCCUUCUCGGGCUCUGGCUCCGGGUCUGGGGGAUCUGGGGGGCCCUCGAUGCCCUCCCCGUCCCCCUCCCCCUCUCACUCCACAGGGGCCCCUGAGGUGCGACCCAAAGCCAAGAAAAUUGCCAAGAAGAGCCAGAAUGAGAAGUACCGCCUCAAGUACAUGAGGCUACGCAAGGCUGCACGGGCCAUGAUCUUUGAGAAUGCGGCUCUGUGUGACGAAGUGGCACACCUGGAGGAGAAGUUUGUGCGUGUGAAAGAGGAGCGCAGGUUCUUGCUUAAGACUCUGCUGCAGUAUCAGUCCGUGUCGGAUGUUGAGUUUGGCGGCAUGCCCAGCGGCGGCACUGCCCACCUGUCCGCCGCAUUCAACUCCAACUGCGGAGCCGGCCCGAGUGUCGCCCCGGGGCCCCACCACAGCCAGGGGUCCCAGGGGGGGCCCUGUCCUUCCGAGGACUCGGGAGCCACUCCAAAAAAGCCCAAGAAGGAACGCAAGGAACGUGGCCGGGAGAACGGAAGAGAGGAAGUUCCCAGGAAGAUGUCCAAGAAGCGGAAGGUGGCGGAGGGGGGAGCUCGGCGGUUGGUGCAGCCCAUCGCCCUGGACUCCACUGGGAGGCCCGUCUUCCCCAUUGUGCUGGGUGGCCUGACCGUCUACAGCCUCGGCGAGAUCAUCACGGACCGCUUGCACUUCCAUGACGAGGGUGCCAUCUACCCGGCUGGUUUCUGCAGCACGCGCAUCUUCGCCAGCAUGAAGAGCCCUGAGCAGCAGUGUCUCUACACAUGCCAGAUCAAGGACGGAGGAGCUGGCCCUCAGUUUGAGAUUGUGCCAGAAGAUGACCCUCAGAGUGCCAUAGUAGCCUCAUCUGCCCUCGCAUGUCACACCAACCUGCUGAAGGCCAUCACCACCACACGGGGCAAGUCUCUUGGCUCCAUCGUGCCGUCCGGGGCGGACUUCUUCGGCUACUCCCAUCCCACCAUCCAGAACCUGAUCCAGAGCUGCCCUGGAGCACGCAAGUGCAGCAACUACCGCUGGGUGCGCUUUGAGGUGUGUCGUCCGGGCGACGGGCAGGUGCCCCACACGCUGGCAGAGGACGAUGCAUCGAUCAACUUUGAAGCCUUCCAGCGGCAGCAGCAGCAGCAGGGAUACAAUGGCAACCCCUCACCAGAACGACCGGCCACAACACCCACUGGUCAGCCAUCGACAGUCUCCCAUCACUUGAACACAGCCCCCUUACCAUCAGCGGUCUCCUUAUCACAAUUCAGCACAUGACAUCAAGACAUCACGCUGCAGAGACAGGGAGUGCCUCCUUUAACAUGGAAAUGGCUGUUUAAUUUCAUCUGGAAUGACAACUGCAAAUACAAACACUGUUAUUCAGAGGUGUUUUGUUGACAGAUCUCUUGGAAGUGCCAAUGCAAAUGCCGGUAAAACAUUCCAGGAAAUCUUGGCAUCACAUUCAGGAAUGCUUGGAAUGCUCGCCUGCUGUGUUGGAUGGACAACAAUGAAUUUGCGGUUUUAGAUUUUAUCAGGGAUGAACAAACAAGCAUUUUUCUCGAAUGUCCCGUUGAUCAACAGCUGGUUGGAUAAUAAACUGUGGCAGAUUUUAAACUUUCUGGACCCUAAGGUAAAGUUCAAACCCAAGUUUAAAACUUUAAAUGAUGCGCUUCGCCAGCAGUUCUGAGACCAGCAGCUGAAAAAACUGUAACCAUCUGUCAUCGACAGACGGACACAUGCACGCACACACACACACACACACACACACACACACACACACACACACACACACACACACACACACACACACACACACACACACACACACACACACACACACACACCACCAUCACCACCACCAGGCUGACAAAUCCGGUCCAAACCAGACAAAUUGGAUGGGUCUAAUCAGCACCAGAGACACAGCUUCUUUUCCACCCACACAAACCUGAGGAGACAAGUUUUACCGGAAUAUCAUUGAGCCACCCACACUUAAAAUGCGCAUAUCCUGCUUGUUAAGGUACAUCCUGUUUGCUGUCUGAACAUGCUCUGUGUGGUAAACAUGCACUGUGUCCUAAAAUAAACACGUACUGAGGAA
This is a messenger RNA of Engraulis encrasicolus (European anchovy), 3013 nucleotides long. RefSeq names its product transforming growth factor beta regulator 1 (gene fyrd1). Gene Ontology annotation, cellular component: nucleus. The transcript has 14 exons. Gene Ontology annotation, biological process: regulation of cell cycle; regulation of DNA-templated transcription. Lineage: Eukaryota; Metazoa; Chordata; Actinopteri; Clupeiformes; Engraulidae. The coding region runs from base 532 to 2196 and encodes 554 amino acids. The record is from RefSeq and is a predicted model, not a curated record.